Molecule: messenger RNA, 767 nt
Organism: Micromonas pusilla CCMP1545
Lineage: Eukaryota; Viridiplantae; Chlorophyta; Mamiellophyceae; Mamiellales; Mamiellaceae
Exons: 1
Coding region: 105-677 (190 amino acids)
Source: RefSeq, a predicted model, not a curated record
CGCGGGCACGGUCGAGCGACCGUCGCGUCGCGGAGUGAUCGCGCGGGACGCAGUGGAGCGGACGAGAGGAGAGCAGACGACUCGCGACCACGGACGACGACGCGAUGCAGCGACCGUCGAUGAGGCGGAACGAAUCGCUGCAAGACCUCAGCGCGGUCGCGAAGCACUUCCCGGUGUACCUCGAACGCAGGGUCGCCACGGAGUCGUUCCGGCACGAGGCGUUCCAGUACGCGCUGUGGCUCCCCCUCGCCGGUGUCGCGAAGUACUUCGGAUGCCACAGGACCGCGUACACGUUCCUGACGUGGUUCAUCUUGGGCGAGCUCUUGCUAAUCUACAUGCACCAGAAGGUGGUCAAGUUCGUCCGGUGGUGGAUGGUCCUCACCUUCGUCGCCGGCGCCGCGGCGUUGUUCCACGGGCAGUUAAACUUGUCCGAGAACGCGUACUGGCAGUUUCUGGUGUGGUACGUCAUCGCGGGCAUCGUGGGGUUCGCCGUCGUCCUGCCGUUCGUGCCGCGGCGAUUCCUCCAGGGCGCGCCGGGGGUGUUGUUCGAGCUCGGGUUGAUACGUCGAGGGUUCGCGGGGUCGACGGGAUCGACGGGUGGGGCGGCCGGGGCCGGGGCCGGGGACGGGGACGGGGACGGAGCAGGGGGCGGGGGUGGGGAUAAGAAGCGAGAGUAGAGCAGACGCGACGCGAUCGAUCGGCCGCCGGUCGUGGAGGUCCGCGAGCGCGAGUUGAACAGAGUUUGUCGCCACGCUUGCGACGUGUCC